Molecule: messenger RNA, 3191 nt
Organism: Anarrhichthys ocellatus (wolf-eel)
Lineage: Eukaryota; Metazoa; Chordata; Actinopteri; Perciformes; Anarhichadidae
Gene: pcsk9
Product: proprotein convertase subtilisin/kexin type 9
Exons: 12
Coding region: 130-2130 (666 amino acids)
Biological process (GO): proteolysis
Molecular function (GO): serine-type endopeptidase activity
Source: RefSeq, a predicted model, not a curated record
UCAGGGCGCGCGGGCAGUGGGAGACACCAAAACAUCUGGAGAACUCUGUGUGGAAUAAAGAAAAGAAAAAAAACUCCUCUCAGUGGAUUUGUGUGAUUCGGCCUCACAGUUAUCCUGUUUGUUUGAAGAAUGCGUCGCACCUCAGCAGCCUGGGCUGGCUGGGCGCUCUGUUUGUGCGCAUCUUUGGCCACGAGCGCGCAGGACUACCCGGAGGACGACGAGAUGGUUCUGGAUCUGAUCCGCGAGGACGGGACUCGAGCUGAGACCGGAGCCGAGCCCGCUGCUGAGUUCUUCAAGUGCAAAAAGACAGCGUGGUGCAUGCCUGGUCAGUACCUGGUCCUACUGCGUCAGGGGUCGCGAGACUCUCACGUGCAGAGGACCAUCAGGAGGCUGAGAGCCAAAGCGGCCAGGAGAGGCUCCCCGCUGGAGGUGCUGCAGACCUACUCUGGAGCUCUGCACGGCUUCCUGGUGAAGAUGAGCAGCGACGUCCUUCACCUGGCGGUGAAGCUCCCUCAUGUCCACUACAUCGAGGAGGACUCGUCGAUCUUUGCUCAGAGCGCCCCCUGGAACCCCCAGAGGCUACUGCAGCCUCACGGUGGCACCUCAGAGAAUAGGACAUACAGGCCACCCAACGACGGAGGGAUGGCGGAGGUGUAUCUGAUGGAUGGCGGUGUUCAGAUUUCUCACAGAGAGAUUGAAGGACGAGUGCUCAUCACAGACUUUAACAACGUCCCUGAGGAGGAUGGAGUGAGAGUUCACAGACAGGCCAGUCAGUGUGACAGUCACGGCACACACAUGGCGGGGGUUGUGAGCGGGUCGGACUCGGGUGUCGCUCGAGGCGCCGGUGUAAACCUGGUCCGUGUGCUCAACUGUCAGGGGAAAGGGACCGUGUCAGGAGCUCUGGCGGGUCUGGAGUAUAUCCGCGCAACUUUGCAGUCCCGCCCGGUGGCUGCUGUGGUUGUUCUGCUUCCUUUCAUUGGUGGAUUCAGCCGUUCCUUAAACGCGGCCUGUCGCGACAUGGUGGCUAACGGAGUCGUGGUCGUCGCCGCUGCGGGCAACUACAGAGACGACGCCUGCCUCUACUCACCUGCUUCAGAGCCCGAGGUCAUCACAGUCGGGGCCGUUAACUCGGCGGACCAGCUCAUGUCACAGGGAGUGGGUGGCACCAACUUUGGCCGCUGCGUCGAUCUGUUUGCACCCGGCGAUGACAUCGUGAGCGCCAGCAGCGACUGCAGCACCUGUUUCACCUCCCGGAGUGGAACCUCUCAGGCUGCUGCUCAUGCUGCAGGUGUAGCGGCGGUGAUCCUGUCGUCCAAUCAGAACGCGUCCCCGGUGCAGGUCCUGCAGGUGAUGCUGCGUUACUCCGUCAGCAACACCAUCAACUUCCUCUCUCUGUCCGACACGAGUCGUCUCAUCACCCCAAACCUGGUAGCCGCCAUGCCUCCCGCCAACGGCACAAAUGGGGAGCUCCUGUGUCGCUCGGUGUGGUCAGAGAGGUCAGGGGUCACGAGCACCGACGAGGCCGUCAGCCGCUGUCGUCGGGGGGAGGAGAUGAUGAGCUGCAGCGGCUACAGUCCUGACGGUGACCACGUGGGAGAAACCAUCACUGUGCACAGCGGGCAGAUGGAGUGUGUUGCGCACAACGCUCCGGGGGUUAAAGGUGUGUUCGCUGUGGCGCAUUGCUGUGUGACAAGUGGGCUGCAGUGCCGGAUCCACGCUAGUCCUGAACCCGGACGCGAUGCCGAGUGCGUCGGCACGCAGCACCACCUGACCGGCUGCUCCUCUUGGUCCGCUGCCUCCAUGUCAUCCGACUCGCGUCCACAUGGAGGUGAUCGGAGGCGCUGCGUCGUGGACGGGGUGACGUCUCACGCCGUGUGCUGCCACGCUCCAUCUCUAGAGUGCAACCUGUUGGACAACAGAUCAGCUGACGAAGAUCAGGUGGAGGUGUCCUGUCCAUCUGGCUGGACUCUGACAGACUGCAGCGCCGUCUCUCAGGGCUCCGCCAUCAUGGAGCCAGAUGCUAGCGGCAACAGUUGCCGUGUCCGCUGCGCCACGGGAGACGAAGGGGUCACCGGCGUCGCAGUCUGCUGUCGCGUCCGACCAACGCAGCCCGAUACAACUCCCCACUGAUUUAAUGUCCAACGUCUUAAAAACAGCUUUGACUCGUCUCUUCUCUAAUGUUGUCAUCUUUAACUGAGACUCUAAGCACUUCUGUAACACGGUUUGUGUGCGUUUCAGUUUUAGGGAUUAGAUCAAAAUAUGCUUCAGCACACAAAGUGUUAUAAUAAUGCCUCCGACUUGCUUAUGUUGCCUCAGUUAGUUCCGUCUUUAAACUGUAUAUAGUUUGUCAAAUGUAACCAAAUAUUUCUGCAUCUUUUACAAAACAAUGAGCUUUGACAAACAUUUCAUUUGUGUUAAAAAAAGAAAGAAGCCUUGUAGUAUGAGACACGUCAUAAUCGAUUAUAUAUCGACCUUAUGUCGACGUAACACAGCAGACAUUAAAGGUAAAAUGUGUACGAUGUAGCCGAUGUAGCGCUGCGCUCCAAACCAAUAGGGGGCAGUAUUUCACCUCUACUACCGGAGCCAUACGAUCUAAAUUUAGUAAUCAGUUAAAUAAAAAUAGUCGAUCUCUCUGCAACCUAACGUCGACGCUGUUAACUCUUCACAUUCUGUUGAUAAUAUUCUUUAAAAAAAAUACCAGGGCUGUUGUUGGACAGUCUGUUUAUUGCUUAUGGUGAUUCCCAACUGAGUGAAACGACCAGGAAGUCUCAAAGUGGCAGCCAUGAUAAGAACUGGUUUAAUUCUCUAAAUGCAAAUCAAGUAAUGUCCCACAAUCCUCUGCUGCAGACACCGGCCGACCUUUUCUUCUUUACACGAGAUUCAUCAUCACGUAAAUGUAUUUGUUUAAACUGUUGGUUUUUUUUGUCAGCACAGAACACAAAUAUUACAACUCAUCACAUUGUGUGCACCUAUAAUUUAUGAACCUUCUGUUUUUACCUUUCACAAUAAAAGCCCUAGACGUAUAAUAUAUUUGCAGAGUAUCUUGCAGUUCCGUGUCCGUUAUUCAUCAGGUGUAAAUGCCUUCAGGAGGUGUGAAUCUAAUUUGGACGGGAAUCUUUAAUUGAAUUGUAAAGCAACAAGUUAGUCACUGUAAUAAUUUACUUAUGGAAAAAAUAAAAAAUGUGCUCUUA